This is a messenger RNA of Labeo rohita (rohu), 3067 nucleotides long. RefSeq names its product NACHT, LRR and PYD domains-containing protein 1 homolog. The record is from RefSeq and is a predicted model, not a curated record. NCBI's taxonomy places the organism in Eukaryota, Metazoa, Chordata, Actinopteri, Cypriniformes, Cyprinidae. Gene Ontology annotation, cellular component: cytoplasm. Gene Ontology annotation, biological process: inflammatory response; innate immune response; regulation of apoptotic process.
UUUUUCGGAUGUGUGUCGAUAAUAAAACAACUUAAAAUGUUGCAAGCGCGGUUGCUUCAAAACACGUCCCUGAAAAACCAGAGGACAACUUAAGACAGCUUUCUCCAGCUGGACAUGUCACAAACACCUAUGAGACACCAUGGACCAAGACUCGGAGCGUGCUCGGUUUGUGGAUGCCCACUGGGCAACACUUGUCCAGAAAGUUAUCACGGUGAUGCCGAUAGCAGAUGAGCUGCGGUCAGGUGGCAUGCUGGCAUGGGAGCCAUACUGUGAGAUCAGAGCAGCAGAUACUGACCAGGAGAAAAUGAGAGAGCUUUAUAAAGUGCUGAACUCUGGUGGAGACAAGGUCAAAUCUGCCUUUUAUUCUCAACUGGUAAAGCAGGAGCCAUGUCUGUUUGAAGCCUUGGGUAGCAUUGCACAAACCACAGAAGCUCUUAUAGAAAGCUUGAACAAAUAUAAGAAGUGGAUCCAGAGGGAAUAUCAAUAUGUGACUGAGUAUAACUCUCUGCCUGGUGAAUAUGUGCUGCUGUCCGAACGCUACACGCAACCUCUGAUCACCAUGAAACACAGAGAGAAAGAGCAAGAAGAAAAGAUGUGCUCUGUGGGAGGGAGUUUCCAGCAGCUCCUUAUCUCCAGGAAUAACGCAGACAAGGACAGCUCCAUCCUGGAUGUGCUUUUCAGUGCCGAUAAUAAGGGAAUCAGUCCUCGUUCUGUCAUUCUCCAAGGAAACUCUGGGAAUGGCAAAUCCUUCACCGCUCAAAAGAUCAUGCUGGAUUAUGCAUCUGGAAACAUUCGCAGAGAGGAAUUUGAUUGUCUGUUCCACUUGAAAUGCAAAGAACUGAACCUCAUAUCUGGAGAGCAAAGCUUGGCAGAGCUUUUAAGUCACAACUCUAAUUUAGCAUCAGACCAGAUUUCACAGAUCCUGCAGAAGUCACCAGAGAAAGUUCUCAUUCUCAUUGAUGGAUUUGAUGAGCUCAGGUUUUCAUAUAGUGACCCCUCGAGUAUGCCCAAACUCAGCCAUGUUUCUGAAAAAGGUCCACUUGAGGCUUCUCUGAAAGCCUUGUUAAAGGGCCACAUCUUGUCUGAAUCCUUCCUGCUGGUCACCACCAGAUCUACAGCUACAAAAACCCUAGGAGGUCUGCUCAAGCACCCUCAGCGUUUCACCGAGAUUAUCGGCUUCUCCGAGAAGGAGGUAGAGGAGUACUUCCAGAGGUUCUUUCAGAAUGAAGAUCUCUCCAGGAAAGCAUUUGAGUGCGUAAAGGCGAAUGAAACCCUCAUCACCGCCUGCUCCAUCCCUGUCAUCUGCUGGAUCAUCUGCACGGUUAUGCGAGAGAGGUUCAGUGAUGGUGCAGAUGUAACAAGCGGACUGGAAACCACCACCUCCAUCUACGUUGAUUUUGUGUCCACUCUUCUGGAGCAUCACAGCCAGGGUUUGAGUCAGUCUGUCAUGAUCCUGCUGAGGAGUCUUGGUCAGCUGGCAGAGAGAGGGAUGCUGGAAAAGCAAGUGCUGUUUGAAGAGAAAAGCGUGUGUGAUACUGUUUCAGACCCUGCCGGUAGUCCGUUCCUGUGCAAGUUCCUCUUCAAGAGGAGAAUCCGCCAGGAGACAAUGUUUAGUUUCAUGCAUCUCAGCUUUCAGGAGUUCUUCACCGCUCUGUACUUCAUCUCACUGGCUGAAAGAGACUUUCUGGAUAAACUAACGGAGCGGUUCCACUCUCAAACGCAAAGCUAUCUUGAUCUAUAUUUGGAUGAGAAGUGUCCACUGAAGUAUGGAUGUCCUGAACCUCAUUUCCUGCCUGUGAUUCAGUUUCUCUGUGGUCUCUCCAAUAAAGAAGUGAGCAGCUCACUCAAAGAGACACACAAUCUGUCUGUCCCUUCCUUUGUACAAGCACAGCUAGAAGAAUGGAUCCUUCAUGUUAGCUCAAAUAGAGUUUACAAUUUCUUGCCCUUCAUUCUCCAUUGUCUCUAUGAGUUCCACGAGAAGGAGUUCGUGCAGAAAGCAAUGGAAGCUUGGCAGGAGUUAGACAUGUCCUGGGAUCAACUGAGCAGGACCGACUGCUGGGCGUUGUUGUACUGUCUGGACUGCUGUCCUCACUUCAGAAACCUGAAGCUCAACUUUGCAGCUGCGGAGCUGAAGAUGCUUCAGCCUGUAUUGUGCAGGACCCCAGAACUAGAGUUGAUGGUGCAAAAUGUUUCAGACACCGAUGUCACUGAUCUGCUCUCAGCUGUUGGAGAAGGAAAGUGGCUUGGAGAACUGAGACUGAACAACAGCUGUCUGUCAGAUGAAAGUGUGCAGCAGGUUCUUAAUGCUCUGCACAAACAGAAGAUCGUGGGUGGACUUCAGAUUGCAGUGAAGAGCAUCUCAGCUGACACUGCCCACAUCCUCACAGACUUCCUACAGAGCAAAGGGAAAUGGGAAGAGAUCAGUUUAAGGACUGAUGAUUCAGAAAGUCUCUGUUCGUCUCUACGGCUCUUCAGCUUUGAAGGAAAGCUCGUGUUGAAUGUGGUGAGAUGGUGUUCAAGCUCACAGAAUGAACCAUCACUGUCAGAAAUCAUUCUCAAAUGUCCACAUUCAAAGGCGUCCAGUAUUAAUGUCAAGAGUUUCUUGCAGGCCUUCCACAGUGUAAACUCUACAACAGAAGAAAGUGCAGAUUUUGACAGGCAGGUUGAUGCUCUGCUGUCUCAGCUGCCAUCUGUGUCUGGUUUGAGUGCGAUAAAUCUUUCCGUUCCCGUCCUGACGGAGGCUUGGGCUUCCAGAAUCCUCUUCCAUUCUUGUCCUAGACUGGCUGUGAUCAGUUUUGAUGCUGGUUCAAAAGGCUCUGAUGGUGCUGAGUGGCUCCCUGGUCUUUUAAUGGAGGAGGGAAUCAAGUUACUGAAGGAAUCUGCAAAACAUACUGAGUGCAUUGUGAACAUAAGAGGGUUCAGGUGCAGUAAAUCCUCUGAGCGCUGCACUCAUCACACCAAGCAGAUUGAGGAGCUCAGCUGCAACCAGAGAGUAACCAUUGAAUUCUGUGGAGAGAAAUGUACUGAAGACGUAAAGUCUAAACUUGAACUACCUGAUGUUAACUGA